Messenger RNA from Dibothriocephalus latus, 1041 nucleotides. The record is from the annotation of a GenBank genome assembly. Lineage: Eukaryota; Metazoa; Platyhelminthes; Cestoda; Diphyllobothriidea; Diphyllobothriidae.
AUGAUGAUGCCAGAAAACGUUCGCAUCUUGAGAGGCAAGACACAGUUUGCAACGGGAAAGUCAAUUACCCAAACGCUCGACGAACUUAAGAAGGACGGCGAGGAUGAGAUUAUAAAGGAGGAAGCUUCCGCGCCGAAACCGGAAAUUCCAGUUGUGCCCAACAUCGACCUUCGCAGAUCACUUGAGACAAAGUAUGCAAGGAGGAGGAGUAAGAUCUCCCCGUCUCCGACUACCACGAUCUCACCCUGGAAGGCGGUUGCUGAUGACCUUCGUAACCAGCUGCAGAAGGAAAAGGAGCGAAAACAGAAGGCAAUGGCAAUAACAAAUGAACCGAACUUCGCAUUUAAGAAGAUGAGGGGCAGUUCGGUAAAGCAGCUUGUACAAAUCCCCGCCGACGCGAUGCAAGUGAGGGGUGAGAAACAGGCCAGUGUGGAGACCAAACGGGUCGGAGCCAUCGGACGCAAAGCAGGCGGUCGCCGACAGCGCGGCGAGACGGGCAGCAAAGUUGUCCUGUUGCGAAGGGGUUCUAAAGGUUAUUCAGAUGUGACUAGAAGGAAAAUUCCCCUACUGAAGAGGGUUCUUCGCAGGAAAGUGUCGGGUGGGGAAAAGGCUCUGGGCACAGCAAACGACCUCGUUAAUAUCUUGAGUCGUGAAGGCGGCGCUAAGGGGAAGAGGGAACUUUUGGAAGCCUGUCAGGAAAUAUUAGCAUUGGAUCCUGGAAACCUGGAUGAUAUGCGAGAGCUUGUUCUCAGUCACAUGGACUCGGUUCAAACCAAAAUUGGCGAGCCAGAUAUGCUUGGAAAGUCCUUUAACUUCCUCAAUCUCCUCAAGACCGCACUGCAAAGAGAGGAGAACACCGAGCCUAGCCAAAUUCCAAGCCUUGACCGCCUCUUUAUCCAGGCUCUUAUCAAUGAUAUGAAACGCAUGAUGAAAGAGAUUUCAAGACUCACUGCCAUUGAACGCAUGCUCUGGUUCACUCUGCCAGAAAAUUACGAACAUAUCAUGGAAACCUACCGGGAAUUAUGGAACAUGCUUAAGUAA